Molecule: messenger RNA, 1663 nt
Organism: Coffea eugenioides
Lineage: Eukaryota; Viridiplantae; Streptophyta; Magnoliopsida; Gentianales; Rubiaceae
Product: polynucleotide 5'-hydroxyl-kinase NOL9
Exons: 9
Coding region: 152-1303 (383 amino acids)
Biological process (GO): cleavage in ITS2 between 5.8S rRNA and LSU-rRNA of tricistronic rRNA transcript (SSU-rRNA, 5.8S rRNA, LSU-rRNA)
Cellular component (GO): nucleus
Molecular function (GO): polynucleotide 5'-hydroxyl-kinase activity
Source: RefSeq, a predicted model, not a curated record
CAACUUUUGGCGGGUGCUGCUGCUUCUAUUUUUUCUUGCAUGCAUUUAUUCAAAUAGAGAAGAGGCAGAGUGCUUGAGACUUGAGACUUGAGACCUGGGUACUAGUGUUGGGACUCGAAUAGACUAGGAGUAUUUGAUAGAGAUAGAAAAGAUGGCUUCGUUUGGGGAGACUGAGCCUCCAGCAGCAGGCAUAGUAAUACCAGAAGAAUGGUCCAAUGCAGCACACACCAUUGCUUAUGAUUCCAUCAGCUGUUCUCCCCCUAUUGCCUUGGUUUGUGGCCCCAAAAACAGCGGCAAGACUACUUUCUCCCGCCACCUUCUCAACGUUCUCCUCCAAGGAUACAAAAAGGUGGCUUAUCUGGAUACUGAUGUUGGGCAGACAGAGUUUACUCCUCCUGGUCUUCUAUCGCUAACUGUCAUUGACAAGUUAUUGGUGGAUUCUCUUUCAUGGCCAGAUUUGACCAUCCCAUGCCUAAAGACGCCUGAGAGAUGCUUUUUCUUUGGUGACAUAUCCUCAAAAAGGGAUCCAACAACUUACUUGACAUACAUAUUCGCCUUAUAUGACCACUAUCGCAAAGAAUACUGCAUGUUUGAUAAGAUAGAACGUCAUCACGCUGGGGUGCCGCUGGUCAUUAACACUCCAGGAUGGGUGAAAGGUAUUGGUUAUGACAUCCUUGUUGACAUGCUUAAAUACAUAUCUCCUACACAUGUGGUAAAGAUUUGCAUAUCGACCAAGAGUAAGAAUCUACCGGUUGGAGUGUUUUGGUUAGAUGAGGAUGAUUCUACAUCAACUACCAUAAUUGAGGUCAAUUCAGCUCGUCAGGACUCUUUCAAGAGAUCGGUUCUGGUGCAGAAGGAUGCUCGCCUUAUGCGAGACUUACGUGUGAUGGCAUAUUUCAGACAGUGCUUUCCCAGUCAAUUGAAUAUCACUACAAUAAAGGAACUCGCCAAUGCAUUAGCUGCCCAACCCCCUUUUGAAAUCUCUGUAUCAAGUAUCAAAAUUAAGCAUCUUCAUUGUCAGGUCCCAAAGACUGAAAUCUUCUACAGCUUAAAUGCAACUAUUGUUGGCUUGGCCAUCAGUUCUGAAAGUGGUGAAAAUUUAUCUCCUUGUAUUGGCCUAGGAAUUGUGAGAGGUAUUGAUACUUUUAGGAACAUCCUCUACUUAAUUACCCCUGUUCCUCCAGACUCUUUGGAGAAGGUUGAUCUAUUGCUACAGGGGUUUAUCCAAAUUCCCACUUGUUUACUGCAGGUACAAGGAUGCGUUUCACCAUACAUGUCUGCCAAUGUAUUGCCUUCAGAUUAGGAGAUUAAAGAUGCUGUUUGGUUAGUGAAGACAAGCGGUGUACCAUCUCCUCUAUAAUUUAAUUAUGUAGCCAAGUACUUCCCCAACUUUUUAAUGCGACGGCCCUGCAAUUUCUUCAGUCACAAGUAGAGUUCUAAUAUGCCGAGCACAAUCUGAUAUUGCUUCAGUAAACUGCCUGAGACUCCUACUAGACUUUGAAGUUUUUGGCAGUGUUUAAGCUUGGAAAAUUUUAUUUGGGCGUGCUGUAAAUAUGGCUUCAGAAGCUGUUUGAAGCUCUAACCAUUUGGUUCAGAGCACAACUAGUUUAGAAGAUGAUAGAUACUUUCAAUACAAGACUCGAAUCCCCUGGUAUUGAGAAAA